AUGGUAUCUAGCCACCACCCAAGGGGCUCGCGCGUACGCGUCUGGUAUGCGACGACGACGGACAUGGCGGAAGCUCGCACGGGCGUGGUGUCGGCGGCGGAAGAAGCGGCCGAGGGUGGCUUCGUACGGAUGUACGUCUCGUGGGACGGCAUUGCCGACGGCGCGUGGGUGGAUGGACGAGACGAUUGGGAGUGGGAUCGCAGCGGCGAGCCGCGGCUGGCCCCCGGAUCGUGGCCCGGGCCGGGGUUCGUUCCCGGCGCGAUUGAAAAGGUGCACGCUUGGCGGGAGGAGGAGGACACGCUGCUGGUCAAGUGGACUGGUCUCGCGCACAUCCACUGCCAGUGGGUGCCGCGAGAGGCGCUCCUCCAGAACGAGAACAAUAUACGACGGGUCGAGGCGGUGCUCUCUGAGGAGGUGAGCCCCCACGGCGCGCCAUCGCAGUUUCUCGUCAAGUGGCGCGGCCUGCCUCACAGCGCGGCCACCUGGGAGGACGCCUCUGCGCUGGCGUCAGAGUGGGGCGCGGUGGAGCAGCUUCGGCAGCGCGAGGCUGCCGCGCGCGCCGCCACCGCCGCGACGAGAGGUCCGCCCGACCGCGGCAGCUGGGCGUACCAGAAGCUGGCGGCGCCCUCCCUGCCUGGCGGCCGGCUGAGGGAGUACCAGCUCGAGGGCGUCAACUGGCUUCUCUACUCGUGGCACGCGCGGCGCAACGUGCUGCUGGCGGACGAGAUGGGUCUCGGCAAGACGGCGCAGAGCGUAGCGCUGCUCGGCGAGCUGCGCCGCCUCGGCGUGCAAGGCCCCUUCCUCGUGGUCGCGCCUCUCUCGACGCUGGAGCACUGGCAGCGCGAGGUGGAGCGGUGGACCGGCCUCACCGCGCUGCUCUACCACGGGGACCGCGAGUCGCGCGCGGUGAUGCGGCAGCACGCGUGGCGCUGCUCCGAGCCGGGACCGCCGACCUCGGGACGCCGGCCGCCCAAGCGCCUCUCGGGGCUGCUGCGGCGGUGCGGCAAGUGCGACGAGUGCGCGCGGACGGCGGCUUGCGGCGAGUGCCGCGGCUGCAGCCGUCUUGCGGGCGGCGAGCAGGCGCGGGCGGCGGAGGCGGAGCUGCUGACCGGGCCGGCUCCGCAGCCGGGCCAGGCCGCGCCGCCGCGCAGCGAGGAGGCGGCGCACGGGGCGGGGUCGGACCCGACGCCGGAGGACGGUCCGGCGGCGAGACGGGCGAGGUGCGAGCUCUGCCGCUGCGCGUGCUCGAGCGACCUCGCGACCAUCCGGAGGCAGGAGUGGGUGACGGCGCAGCAGCACUCGCCGCCGCACCAGCCGGACGACGACUCGCCGCUUUCUCGCCGCUCGAGCGCGGUGUGGGGCGGCGCGGGUGCGGCGUUGUCGCGCGAGGCGGCGCCCCCCCCAGCGCUGCCGGGAGAGGUAACGGGAGACGAGUCGUCGGAGUCGGAGGUGGAGGCGGAGGGCGGCGGCGGCGAGGCGCUCGUGCGGCGGAAGAAGAAGAUGCGGUGCGGCGAGUGCGAGGCGUGCGUGGCGCCAAACUGCGGCGAGUGCCGCUUCUGCCUCGACAUGCCCAAGUUCGGGGGCGUCGGGACUCUGCGUCAGCCUUGCCUGCAGCGCCGCUGCACGAAGGCGCACCCAGCCUCGGUGGCCGCCGCUUCGUCCUCGGCGCCGCGCUCCGUCACGGUGCUCCCAUCGGUCCCGCCGGCGCUGCUCGGCGCCCCUCCUGUCGUCGCGCGGCCCGCACCGCUCAAGUUCGACGUGCUGGUGGUGUCGUACGAGACGUUGCGCGACGACUUCUCGCUCGGCUUCAAGCAGAUAAGCUGGGCGUACAUGGUGGUGGACGAGGCGCACCGGCUCAAGAACCCGGCCUCGUCCGUUGCCAAGCUGCUGCGCGCCGUCUCCGUCGACCACAUGCACUUGCUCACGGGCACGCCCCUCCAGAACACGACGACGGAGCUGUGGGCGCGGCUCGGCGCGGACCCGCGUGAGGCGGCACGAGGAUGCGCGAGACCAGCCGAGUACGGCGCCCUCACCGACGCGGCGCAGGUCGAGGCGCUGCACGCGAAGGUUGCGCCGCUCCUGCUGCGGCGGCGCAAGGCGGACGUCGAGGAGGGCCUCGCGCCGCUGGAGGAGAGCCACCGUCGGGAGACGAUCGUGUGGGUCGAGCUCACACUCGCGCAGAAGCGGGUCUACCGCGCGAUCCUCGAGGGGAAGCGCGAGCUGCUUGCCGGCAAGGGCGCGAGCCGCGCUUCGCUGCCGUCGCUCAACAACAUCUAUAUGGAGCUGCGCAAGUGCUGCAACCACCCGUGGCUCAUCAAGGGCGUGGAGGCGGAGCAGACGCGCGGCGUGGCCGAUGGCGAGGCGCUGCAGCAGGCGCUGCUCUCGUCGUCGGGCAAGCUGGUGCUUCUCGACAAGCUGCUCCCAAAGCUGAAAGCGGAGGGCCACCGCGUGCUCAUCUUCUCGCAGUUCACGACGACGCUGGACCACGUGCAGGACUUCCUCGCCUGGCGCGGCCACGCUCACGAGCGGCUCGACGGCACCACCAAGGCCGCCUUGCGGCAGGCAGCCAUCGACCGCUUCUCCGACCCUGCCUCGGACUGCUUCGUCUUCCUCCUCUCGACGCGCGCCGGCGGCGUGGGCAUCAACCUGACCGCCGCCGACACGGUCGUCCUCUUCGACAGCGACUGGAACCCGCAGAAUGACGUGCAGGCGAUGGCUCGCUCGCACCGGAUCGGCCAGACCAAGCGCGUGCGCGUGUUUCGGCUCGUGGCGCGCAACACGUACGAGGCGGAGCUCGUGCAGAGCGCCAACCGCAAGCUGGGCCUCGAGCGCGCGCUUCGGCAGCAGGGCGGCAGCAGCGAGGCGGGCUGCUGGCUGCGGGACAGCGAGGGCGGCGACAAGGGGCCUCGGGAUGCGGCGGAGCUGGAGCGGCUGCUGCGCGCCGGGGCGCGCGACAUCUUUCUGAGCGACGAGCGCGGCGAGGACUUCCAGCGAUUCGACGAGAGCGACAUCGAGCAGAUCCUCGCCGGCGGUACUUUGGUGCGGCACGACAGCGCCGCCGCCGGCGACGGCGACAGCCUCUUCUCGAAGGCGUCCUUCGUCGCCAACGCCGGCGAGGCGCGGCUCGACCUCGACGACCCCGACUUCUGGAGCAAGCUGCUGCAAGCGCAGCCGCCGCCCGAGGCGGCCGGCCCCGAAUACGCCAAGCGGCAGCCGAAGCGGACGCGCCGGCUCGGGAUGGUCGACCUUGACGCGGCGCUGGAGGACGUCGCGUUGCCCGAGAGGUGA
This is a messenger RNA of Emiliania huxleyi CCMP1516, 3288 nucleotides long. RefSeq lists its product as hypothetical. Bases 1 to 3288 code for a protein of 1095 amino acids. Gene Ontology annotation, biological process: chromatin remodeling. The record is from RefSeq and is a predicted model, not a curated record. Gene Ontology annotation, molecular function: zinc ion binding; histone binding; chromatin binding. NCBI's taxonomy places the organism in Eukaryota, Haptophyta, Isochrysidales, Noelaerhabdaceae. The transcript is spliced from 9 exons. Gene Ontology annotation, cellular component: nucleus; chromatin.